GUCUGGGAGGGUUUCCUGGACAGAGGUCCUCGUGGCAGCUGCUGGAGACGUGCAGCCCUGGUCGCGGCGGCCGCUGCUCUCUGACCAGCGCCGCGCAGGCAGCAGCAUGGAGCUCUGGGGGGCCUACCUGCUCCUCUGCCUCUUCUCCCUCCUGCCCCAGGUCACUGCCGAGCCACCGUCCCCCCAGGUCAAGAAGUCUGCCAAUGUCAAGAAAGAUGUCGUGAGCCCGAAGAUGUUUGAGGAACUCAAGAGCCAGCUGGACAGCCUGGCCCAGGAGGUGGCCCUGCUGAAGGAGCAGCAAGCCCUGCAGACGGUCUGCCUGAAGGGCACCAAGGUGCACCUGAAGUGUUUCCUGGCCUUCAACCAGGCGAAGACCUUCCACGAGGCGAGCGAGGACUGCAUCUCGCGCGGAGGCACGCUGGGCACCCCCCAGACGGGCUCGGAGAACGACGCGCUGUACGAGUACCUGCGCCAGAGCCUGGGCGGCGAGGCCGAGAUCUGGCUGGGCCUCAACGACAUGGCGGCCGAGGGCGCCUGGGUGGACAUGACCGGCGGCCCCAUCGCCUACAAGAACUGGGAGACGGAGAUCACGCCGCAGCCCGACGGCGGCAAGGCCGAGAACUGCGCCGCGCUGUCGGGCACGGGCAACGGCAAGUGGUUCGAUAAGCGCUGCCGCGACAAGCUGCCCUACAUCUGUCAGUUCGCCAUCGUGUAG
Molecule: messenger RNA, 715 nt
Organism: Pteronotus mesoamericanus
Lineage: Eukaryota; Metazoa; Chordata; Mammalia; Chiroptera; Mormoopidae
Gene: CLEC3B
Product: C-type lectin domain family 3 member B
Exons: 3
Coding region: 107-715 (202 amino acids)
Biological process (GO): bone mineralization; ossification
Source: RefSeq, a predicted model, not a curated record